Adineta ricciae is the source of this 1767-nucleotide messenger RNA. NCBI's taxonomy places the organism in Eukaryota, Metazoa, Rotifera, Eurotatoria, Adinetida, Adinetidae. The record is from the annotation of a GenBank genome assembly.
AUGGGUAAAACAUAUAUUUCGAAACGAUUGCAAAAUCAAAAAUCUCGACUAGAGUCUUCGAAGACCACGAAUUCGAUCAAGAGCACUGUACGAACAGUAGUUGAAGAUUUAACUAUCAUAGGCACACGUCCGAUAACAACCACCGCUAAAAAACUGAAAUUAUCUCGCGCUCAACUAGUAACAGAAUCUACUAUUGCAGACGAUUUGGCACCAAAUGAUGAUUCAUUUAAUAAUGUGAAUAUUAUCGUUGGUAUUGAAACGAUACUCAGUUUAGUAAAUAAAAUGAGUUGUCCUUCUUGUCAUUGUAUUGGUAAUAUGUCUCAGAAAGUUGCACAGCGUCGUGGUCUUCUUUACCACAUUAAGUUUUCAUGUUUGUCAUGUUCAUUUGAAACAGCAUUCACAAAUUCAUCACAAUUGGUUCAUUCAUCUACCUCACGUAUGGAUGAAUUAAACAUGAUGGCAUGUGCAGCUGCAAAUGUUGCUGGAAUCAAACGAACGGGCAUGACUACGAUUUUAGGCAUGUUGAAUAUUUUACCGCCAGUUCAGAUUGAGAACUGGAAUAGAUAUCAGAAAAUCUAUUCAAGUGCUUUGGAUGUGGUCAAGGAUGAUAGUCUUCGAAGAGCCGCUGACGAAGCAGCCGAACAAUCAUCGGAGCCCGUUGAUCAUGAAGGAAUAACAAAUAUCAAGGUCUCGAUCGAUGGUACUUGGUUGACUCGACGUGGUCAUUCCAGUUUACAUGGCAUUGCCACUGUUUGUUCGACAGCGGAUCCAACAAAAGUCCUCGAUUUCGAAUGUCUCAGUCGAUACUGUAGUACUUGUUCGGGUUUAUUAGGAAUCAAAGAGCAUAGUCCCGAAACGUAUGAACGACUUUUAGCAGAACAUCUGAAGAAUGGUUGUCAGCAAAACCAUUUAGGUUCGUCAGCUGGAAUGGAGGCUGCGGGCAUUGUCAAGGUGUUUUGUCGAUCGGAAGCGAAACAUUUAUUACGAUACACUACGUUCGUCGCUGAUGGUGAUGUUAACAAUGAACGUGCACUGAUUGACGCUCAACCGUAUGGAGAUACACCUAUUCAGCGUCUUCAAUGCAUUAAUCAUUUCUCAAAACGAAUGCGUACGGCAUUGGAAACACUCAAAAAGGAUUAUCGAGACAAGAAACUCGAAGAUGGGUUACCGAUCGGAGGUCGAAAUGGACGAUUAACCGAUGAUAAAAUUCAUCGGUUAACUGUUUGCUAUGGUUCUGCUAUUCGAUCGAAUGUCAAUGACUUGGAGGCAAUGAAAGUCGCUUGUUGGAAUUCUUUUCGUCAGCACGAUUCCACGAGUGGAGUUGCUAAGAAGUAUAGUUUAGUACCUGCUGUUAUGAAUGCUCUUCGUCCUGUGUACGACAAAAUGUGCUCAACCGAAGUCUUAUCGAAAGUCGUUGAAGGAGGAAAUACGAAUCCGAAUGAAUCGUAUCAUAGCUAUAUUUGGUCUCUAUGUCCGAAGACACGAUUCCAUACUGCUAAUUACGUUCGUGACUCUGCUUCAUUAGCUGCUAUGCUUUACAAUGACGGUCAUCAAUUGUCAAUUACGAAAUUACUUCGUCAAUGUGGCAUUCAAAGUCCGAUUCCUGCAUGUAUUCGCAUGCUGAUAAUGACUGAUAAUGAACGUAUCAAAGUUCAGAAACCGAAAACUAAAACAAAAAAACAAAAACAAAGAAAUCAACGAUUAUUGGUUGAACAACGUCUCAAUCAAAAGGAAAAAUAUAACUACGCUACAGGAGCAUUUGACUAG